Lacerta agilis (Sand lizard) is the source of this 1748-nucleotide messenger RNA. It is a transcript of the gene DCUN1D3, whose product is annotated as defective in cullin neddylation 1 domain containing 3. The transcript has 5 exons. Gene Ontology annotation, cellular component: ubiquitin ligase complex. The record is from RefSeq and is a predicted model, not a curated record. Bases 421 to 1335 code for a protein of 304 amino acids. Gene Ontology annotation, molecular function: ubiquitin-like protein binding; cullin family protein binding; ubiquitin conjugating enzyme binding. NCBI's taxonomy places the organism in Eukaryota, Metazoa, Chordata, Lepidosauria, Squamata, Lacertidae. Gene Ontology annotation, biological process: positive regulation of ubiquitin-protein transferase activity; protein neddylation.
CCACAAUUGAGGGUCAGAUAAAAAUGACCUCUUGUUGAUACCUCAGUGCUGAAGAGGCUAUUCCCUUAUUUAUUUGUUUAGUGUCAUCUACAUACAUGGUGCUUUACAAAAAAACAGGUUCUGGACUUCAUGAAUGCCCAGCCGUGCUUUGAAGACUUGUGACCACUGCUGUUGGGCUCAUGGUCUAUCCACUCACUGUGAGAGAAGAGGCACCCUUGGAAUACCCUGCUAGAAAGAACCGGUGUUCCAUGGAGAGACCCUGAUGCGUGGGUGGAGAGUCGGACUCAUUGCUGCAAUGCCUUCCUGCUCCUCUGAGGAUAGCAUGUUGCUCCACCGUCAAUGAUGGCAUGCUGAGACCCACCAAGCGGCGGCGGCGUGCGAUAGCAAGGGGGCCGCUCUAACCGCUGGGCGUGGGACACCAUGGGCCAGUGCGUCACCAAGUGCAAGAAUCCUUCUUCCACUCUUGGCAGCAAAAAUGGCGACCGAGAAUCGAGCGGCAAGGCUCACGGCAAGCGGAGCACGAUUCACAAGGAGGAACACUGCACCGUCGGUGGGAAAUCCUCCGGGGACAUCCUGGUCAACGGGACAAAGAAGAUGGAAGCCUCUGUAGAGUCUAGUCAGCCUCCUUCUUCUUCCGGGGAUGCGAAGAGGGAGCCAGUUUCUGGCACGGAGGAAUCGUCUCUCCACAGGACUGAGGAAUUAUUUAGGAGAUACAAGGACGAGCGAGAAGAUGCCAUAUUGGAGGAAGGCAUGGAGCAUUUUUGCAACGACCUCUGUGUCGACCCAACCGAAUUCAAAGUCCUCGUCCUGGCAUGGAAAUUCCAAGCAGCUACCAUGUGCAAAUUCACAAGGACGGAGUUCUUUGAGGGCUGCAAAGCAAUAAACGCAGACAGCAUCGAUGGGAUAUGUGCCCGGUUCCCCAGCCUCUUAAACGAAGCCAAACAAGAAGAUAAGUUCAAGGAUCUCUACCGUUUUACCUUUCAGUUUGGCCUGGACUCCGAGGAGGGACAGAGGUCGCUGCAUCGGGAAAUAGCCAUUGCCCUUUGGAAACUAGUCUUCACUCAAAACAAGCCCCCGAUAUUGGACCAGUGGUUACACUUCUUGAAUGAGAACCCCUCAGGAAUUAAGGGAAUCUCCCGGGACACGUGGAACAUGUUCCUAAAUUUUACUCAGGUCAUUGGGCCGGACCUCAGCAACUACAGUGAAGAUGAGGCUUGGCCCAGUCUCUUUGAUACCUUUGUGGAAUGGGAAAUGGAGAGGCGGAAGAAGGAGGAGAACACCAAAUGCGUUGCAGCUUCACAGACAGCAAGCCUGUGUAUAGACCACCAUACUUAGUGCCAUUUAACACAGCGAAAACAGCCGUAACCUGUUAACCUUUCAUUACCCAUAAGCUCCGGACUCCUCUGGAAUUUACAGACGCUCCAGAUUUUUCUACUUUACACCUUUCUCUGCCUUGUAUUUUUGAAAGGGCUCUAAAAUGCUGUAUCCAUAUUUUAGGCACUUUCUUUUGAAUUUUGGGUUAUUCUUGUUUCUUCUUUCCCCCUGCCCCCUGAAAUGUUUGAGACCCCUGGCUGCAAGUUAAAUGGUUUCUUUCUUUUUCAAAAAACAAAAAACAUUGCAGAUUGAUGUUGGUUGCACAACUUUAAAAAAAAAAAAAAAUUUGUGAGGUUAAAUUAACAUCGCUAAAUUAUACAGUGCCAGAUUGAAGUUCUGCAAAUAUACAUACAUAUAUAUGUGUAUGUGAGUAC